Messenger RNA from Cyphellophora attinorum, 1041 nucleotides. RefSeq lists its product as uncharacterized. The transcript has a single exon. The record is from RefSeq and is a predicted model, not a curated record. NCBI's taxonomy places the organism in Eukaryota, Fungi, Ascomycota, Eurotiomycetes, Chaetothyriales, Cyphellophoraceae. The coding region runs from base 1 to 1041 and encodes 346 amino acids.
AUGCCACAACGCACGAGUGCUGGACUUCAUCAACGAACUCUCGAUCGUUGGCUCCGGCGAAGCUCAUCUCCUCAUGUUAGCACAGAGCUCGGUACUACAUCAACAACAUCAAUCGAGAGCAAUGGACUCAUGCAGCUGACGGAUCUGCCCACCGAACUUCUUCAGAAAAUCCUCAAAGAGGUGUUCUGUGGCGUACGUCUAGGCUGCAAAUAUCGACCUUCCACUCACACAGUCUUAAUAAGAUAUCCCUCUCAUCUCCUGGUAUCAACGACAUAUUUCGCAGAGGCCAAGAUUGCGCUUCUUGAACAAGCCACCAUCAGUCUGCCAUAUGCGUAUUUUCCAGUACUCCAGCUGCCAAUUCCCCCGGAUUUCUCUCCCGAUUUUGAAAUUGUCCAGCGAUUUCAAGUCUUCAACAUCUGGAAAGAGACCUUCGCGCUAGACUGGUCGGGCGAUCAGAUUGUCCUAAACACUCACGAAAGGGAUGCACCGCCUGCUAUUGAAGUGGCACCACUAAAGAACAGCUUGACGCUGGAGAUCAAGCCUCCAACCUGGUCCAACCACGUGCCAGAUACGUGGAGACUUCUACGUGAAUCAGGAGAAGCUAUGACUGAGCUUGCCGCUCAUAAACACCUUUACCCGGUAGAGAUCGAAAAUGCGCUGAGAAACUGUUUCAACAGCUGGGCCGGGAGUCUUGAACUGUUGUUGCAGCGAGACAAGUCUUCCAAGCUCUGCGUGGAGCUGGACUUGAAGGGUCAAUUCGCAGGCUCUAUCAAGACUAGGGCGCGUUGGGCCAGCCCCUGGGCCGUUUUCACACGAAACCUCGACUGUGUGUUGGAUCUUUCGGUAUGUGUAGCAAGUCAAACCAACAGAAGCGUCCGUACUAAGUUCUACUACACAGACAAUCAUCCCCAGCACGCGCGCCAGUCUUUUGCGCUAAUGUCAGACAAGGACGAGGCCUACACCUUGAAGGACGAGCCAGCGUUCAACAGUCCCAUGACACCAUCAUCCUUCGACAAACUGGUUGACAAACAUGUCCGCUAA